Messenger RNA from Adineta steineri, 606 nucleotides. The record is from the annotation of a GenBank genome assembly. NCBI's taxonomy places the organism in Eukaryota, Metazoa, Rotifera, Eurotatoria, Adinetida, Adinetidae.
AUGGCUAAUCCGCAAGAGAACUUAUUCGUUGAUGCUAAUAUUGGAGAAGAAUCUGGUGAACUAGAGAAUAACAAGGCUAUAAAUGAAACACUAUGUGUACUAGAGACACAGCCUUCUGAUACGAAUAUAGGACCUAUCAAUUUGCCAAGAAAUAUUUCGACACCAGAAAAAACCGUAGAAUUUACAUUUGGUGUUGCGACUCCAACACCAACCGGAGUCUCACCUUUUAACUACCAUGAGAUUCAUCAACCAUCAGAAGAAGGUAACAAAGUCGGACACGUAGCUGAUGUCAACGAUCAAAAUAUCCCACCACUAAAGAGAAUUAAACGUAAACCAAAAGGAAUUCCUCUGGACAUUCCUGAAGAGAAACAAGAACCGGAUAAACCGGCCAAAUACAUCUCAAAAAUACCCGAGAAUUCAACAGAAUUCGAAUACGAUCAAACUAUAAUUCCAAUUGAUGUCAGUCAACUUGAUAAAUAUGCAAAACAAAUCGAUAAAGGAAAUUUUGGCACAGUUUAUUCAGUCAAUAUCAAGAAUCCACGUGAAAUUCGUAUGGCAGUUAAAGUACGUAAUUUAUUUAUUAGCUUUCAUUUUUCGACCGUAUAA